CGCUUCCGUUCACUUCCGGGUCGGAGGUUACGAUACACAUGUGAGCACUGAAGAAAACCGACUCGGACCAGACUACAGCAGGUUUAUCUUCAGUGGACAGGAUGGACGGGAAAGUGAAGGAGCAGAAGCAGAAGCAGCAUCAGCAGAAGCACAGCGGGCCGAAGGCAGAGAGGAAGAAGCUCAAGAAGCACGGGGGCCCCACGGAAGAGGAUGCACGGAAACGCAACCCCAAAGCGUUCGCGGUGCAGUCGGCCGUCCGCAUGGCCAAGACUUUCCACAGGUCCCAGGACAUGAAGACCAAAAAACACCAUAUCCCCCUUGUAGACCGAACUCCCCUGGAACCCCCUCCAAUUGUAAUUGUAGUAGUCGGGCCCCCCAAAGUGGGAAAAAGCACCCUGAUCCGCUGCCUGAUCAAAAACUUCACCAGGCAGAAGCUCGGCGACAUAUGUGGACCUGUAACCAUCGUCUCUGGAAAAAAGCGGCGCCUCACUUUCAUGGAGUGUAACAAUGACAUCAAUACGAUGAUCGACCUCGCAAAAGUAGCUGACCUGGUUCUGAUGCUGAUCGACGCCAGCUUUGGCUUCGAGAUGGAGACUUUUGAGUUCCUCAACAUCUGCCAGGUGCACGGCUUCCCUCGUAUCAUGGGCGUGCUGACUCACCUGGACUCCUUCAAGAACAACAAGGUGCUGAGGAAGACCAAGAAAAACCUCAAGCAUCGCUUCUGGACGGAGGUGUAUCAGGGCGCCAAGCUGUUCUAUCUGUCGGGUAUGGUGUACGGCGAAUAUCAGCUCCAGGAGGUGAAGAACCUCGGCCGCUUCAUCUCAGUCAUGAAGUUCCGCCCUCUGGUGUGGCAGACCUCCCACCCGUAUGUGCUGGUCGACCGUAUGGAGGACCUUACGGACCCGGAGUUGGUGAGGACAGACCCCAAGUGUGACCGCACGGUGUCCCUCUACGGCUACCUGAGAGGGACACAUUUGAAAAACAAAGGCCAGGUCCACAUCCCAGGUGUUGGAGACUUUCAGGUGGCGGACGUGAACUUCCUGCCGGACCCGUGCGCCCUGCCCGACGCUCAGAAGAAGAGGGCGCUAAAUGAGAAGGAGCGUCUGCUCUAUGCACCCAUGGCUGGCGUCGGGGGGGUCGUGUACGACAAAGACGCAGUCUAUAUCGACCUUCCUGCUAGCCACGUCAACCAGCAACAGGAGGAGAUGCGGCCCACCACAGAACUGGUCCAAUCCCUCAUUGACACGCAUGCCACCCUAGAUGCCAAGAUGGCGGCCAGCAAGGUGUCUCUGUUCAGCGGUUCUGCCACCCUGGAGCCUGAAGACAUCGGCGAGCAGAGCGGAGAGAAGGAGGGUCUUCAAGAGGAGUCUGUCUGGGACCCUAACACCCAGAGAGAGAGGAGGAAGGUGGUCUUCACGACGGAGGAUGAGGAGGACGUCAGCGGCUCCAGUGAUGAUGAAGACGGUGACAGUGAAGACAGUGACCAGGAGGAUCAGGGGGAGGAUGACGGCGAGAAGAACCUGUCCACAUUUCUCAAAGAGGCGAGAGCCAAAUGUGUCGAAACAACAAAGACUGGAGCGGGCGCUCCGCCAGUGAAGAGACCGAAACUGGAGGAGAGGAAGGGAGAGAGCGCCGAGGUGCCGGCGUUCGCCGACAGCGAAGACGACCUGGAGGUGAGCGAGGACGAGGAGGAGAGUGGGGGCGAGGAGGAGGCCGGGAGAGCGGGAGACUCCGGGCACUGUUCCGAAGAGGACGAGGAAGAGAGUGACGAUGGCGAGGAAGAGUCUGAAGGCGAAUCGGGGGAAGAUGACGUUGCAGCCGACGCUGCAAUGAAGGAGAAAAUAGCGAGUGAGGAGGAGGAGGAGGAGGAAGAAGAAGAGGAAGAGGAGGAGGUGGAGGAGGAGGAAGGGGGUCUGAAGUGGAAGGAGGGUCUGCAGCAGAAAGCAUCGGACGCGUUUCUGCGGCAACAGCAAGCUGCCCCCAAUCUGAGGAAACGGGUGUAUGGUUCAGUUGUCGAGGUAGAUGAUUCUGAGGAUGAGGAGCAGGAGCUGGGGGGGCUGUUCCGUGUCAGCCGCCCUCAGAAUAGCAAAAAGUUCCAAGCAAAUGCGGUCGACAGCUCCCGUUUCAGCCCCGACGCCUCCCACAACUGGGAACUGGAGGAGAUGCUGAACUCCAUCAGGGACUGCUUUGUGACAGGGAAGUGGGAUGAGAGCCAAGACGCCGCCACGCUGCUGAAGGAGGACGAGGAGAUGUAUGGCGACUUUGAGGAUUUGGAAACGGGAGAAGUUCACAAGGACCACACUGGGCAGAAGGAUCCGGCAGAGCAGAAUAGUGAGAACGAUGAUGAUGAUGAUGAUCAGGAAGAAAGUGUGGUGAAGGUGGACGACAAGGAGGCCAUGAAGAACAAGCGUCUGGAGAAGAAACAGAGGCUGAAGGAGAGAUUCGAUUCCGAGUACGACGACGGAGACGCCACUUACUUUGAUGACCUGAAGGAGGAGAUGCAGAAGCAGGCCGAGCUGAACAGGGCGGAGUUCGAGGAUGUGGACGAUGAGACCAGAGUGCAAUACGAAGGCUUCCGACCAGGAAUGUACGUCCGAUUAGAAAUCCCCUCCCUGCCCUGCGAGUUCGUCACCAACUUCGACCCCCAUUAUCCCAUCAUCCUGGGCGGUCUGGGCUCCUCUGAGGGCAAUGUGGGAUACCUGCAGAUGCGGCUGAAGAAGCACCGCUGGUAUCACCGCAUCCUGAAGACGCGGGACCCCCUCAUCCUGUCUCUGGGGUGGCGGCGCUUCCAGACCAUGCCCCUGUACCACAUCGAGGACCACAACGGACGCCACCGCCUGCUCAAAUACACACCGCAGCACAUGCACUGUGGCGCCUCCAUCUGGGGUCCUGUCACACCACAGGGCACCGGUUUCCUGGCUGUGCAGACGGUAGCAGGAGUUAAGGCUAAUUUCCGUAUUGCAGCCACAGGAGUGGUCCUGGACCUGGAUAAGUCUGUGACUGUGGUGAAGAAGCUAAAACUCAUCGGUUACCCCGAAAAGAUCUUUAAGAACACCUCCUUCAUCAAGGGCAUGUUCAACACGGUGCUGGAGGUUGCUAAAUUCGAAGGUGCUUCCGUGCGAACAGUAUCGGGGGUCAGAGGUCAGAUCAAGAAGGCGCUAUCUACGCCAGCAGGAGCCUUUAGAGCCACGUUUGAGGACCGCCUGCUCAUGAGCGACGUUGUGUUCCUGCGCUCCUGGUUUCCGGUGACCAUUCCGCAGCUCUACAACCCGGUCACCUCUCUGCUGCUGCCCGUCGGUCAGAAGGACAGCUGGGCGGGCAUGAGGACCCUGGGCCAGCUCAAACAUGACCUGGGCAUCCGCAACAAACCCAACGCGGACUCUCUCUACAAGCCGGUGGUCCGAGCCCAAAGACACUUCAACCGCCUCCAGAUCCCCAAGGAGCUCCAGAAGGCCCUGCCCUUCAAGAGCAAACCCAAACAGCUGCAACCCAAAGGGAAGACCCCCAGAGAUCUCCAGAGGCCCAGUGUGAUCAGGGAGCCCCACGAGAAGAAGGUGGCGGCCCUGCUCCACGCUCUGAGCACGGUCCACAACUACAAUAGGAAGAAGGCCCACACGCUGCAGCACGCCAAGCACAAGCAGUUCCUGCAGGAGAAAGGAAAGCAGGAGGAGGCCAAGCUGCAGAGACAGAAGGAGGCGCGCAAAAAACUGUACCGCGCCAUGGGCCAGGCGGACCAGAAGAACCAAAGGUCCAGUCUGAAGGGGGCGCCCAAGGACGACUAAGUCACUGGAUCUGGACUUGAGGAAAACCCUCUGCAGACUGAGAUGCUCGGUCUGCUCUUUGGACUAUUGACACGUGCUUCAUAACUUUGGCAUAAAGGUUUUAAUUGUAUUUUUUAGAUUUAUUGAUAUUAAACAUCAUCUGUAAAGGAAACGUGAUCUGA
Messenger RNA from Cyclopterus lumpus (lumpfish), 3943 nucleotides. RefSeq names its product BMS1 ribosome biogenesis factor (gene bms1). Gene Ontology annotation, biological process: endonucleolytic cleavage of tricistronic rRNA transcript (SSU-rRNA, 5.8S rRNA, LSU-rRNA); maturation of SSU-rRNA from tricistronic rRNA transcript (SSU-rRNA, 5.8S rRNA, LSU-rRNA); ribosome biogenesis. Gene Ontology annotation, molecular function: U3 snoRNA binding; GTP binding; GTPase activity. Bases 102 to 3782 code for a protein of 1226 amino acids. Gene Ontology annotation, cellular component: nucleus; 90S preribosome. NCBI's taxonomy places the organism in Eukaryota, Metazoa, Chordata, Actinopteri, Perciformes, Cyclopteridae. The transcript is spliced from 23 exons. The record is from RefSeq and is a predicted model, not a curated record.